CUUCCCUAUUUUUUGAUGCUUGUCUCCUCAGUGCAUCCUAACGUGAGCCAGGGUUGCCAAGGAGGGUGUGCUACAUGUUCGGACUACAAUGGAUGCCUGUCAUGUAAGCCCAGACUCUUUUUUGUUCUGGAGAGGAUCGGCAUGAAACAGAUCGGAGUAUGUCUUUCCUCAUGUCCAAGUGGAUACUAUGGGACACGGUAUCCUGACAUUAACAAGUGUGCAAAAUGUAAAGCUGAUUGUGAUACCUGCUUCACCAGAAACUUCUGCACAAAGUGUAAAAGUGGGUUUUACUUAUACAGUGGAAAGUGCCUUGAAAAGUGCCCUGAUGGGCUGGAAGCCAACAACCACACAAUGGAGUGCACUAGUAUUGUGCACUGUGAAGCUAGUGAGUGGAGUCCAUGGAGCCCUUGCACAAAGAAAGGAAAAACAUGUGGUUUCAAAAGAGGAAAUGAAGUAAGGGUCAGAGAGAUCAUACAACACCCGUCAGCAAGGGGCAAUCCUUGCCCAGCUACAAGCGAAAGCAGAAAAUGUAUGGUACAAAGAAAGAGAUGUCAGAAGGAAGGAAAAGGUACCACGUUAUCAUCAUCAUAAUUUCAGUUUUGUAUUGUACUUGUUUAAAUAUUCGCAUCUGAAUUCUCAAGCCUCAAUUGCUGGCUUCCCCAAAGCUCCCACUGACGUGACAUUCAUUGAGCUGGAGGGAACUGUGCACUUCCCUGGUGUAAAUAAAGUCCUAAUGCUGCUGAAAAAAUGCACUUUGUGUGAUCCAGAGUACACAGGGUGGGUAGGAUGGGAAGAUGCACUCUCUGUAGGUUCUGCUGAACGAACUGCUGAAAUGAGAUGUUGCACGUGCAGCAAAAAGGUCCAUUAUAAAACACAGCAUGGUGAAAGUUUUUUGUUGAAUAUCAGGCAGUCAAUUUUCAUGAUUCAACCAUAAGAUUCCUCUGAAAUGGUUCCUAUGUCAUGCUCCUAUACAGGUAAGCCUGUAACUCCUACUAUUGCAGCACUGUGACAUCUCUCACACCCUGACCUCUCUGUACUAGCUCUGGUUGAAAAAUGUGGCAUGAUCUUGCCCUCUACUUGCAGAGUCCCAGUGUAGGAGAAAGACCACAACACUCUGUGGCAAGCAAGGGAAACUCCACUUAACACCUCCAAGGACAAAGCAUCCACAACCUCUCUGGGCAGCCUGCUCCAGCACCUCACCACUCUCUCAGUAAAAAACUUUACCCUGACAUCUAAUCACAAUGUCCUCUCCUUUAAUUUGAAACCAUUCCCCCUUGUCUUAUCAUUAUCCGCCCUUGUAAAAAUUUGAUUUCCCUCAUGUUUAUAAACUCUCUCUAAAUAUUGGAAGGCUGCAAUGAGGUCUCCCCACAGCCUUCUCUUCUCCAAGCUGAACAAGCCCUGUUUCUUCAUCCUGUCUUCAUAAGAGAAGUGCUCCAGCCCUUGAAAUCAUUCUUGUGGCCCUCUUCUGAACCCUCUCCAAAAACUUCACAUCUUUCCUGUGUUGGGGAUCCCAGAUUUGGAUGCAAGGUAGAGCAGUGUGUCUGCCUCAGGAGAGCAGCCAAGACAAGCUAUGUACAGAUUUCUUCCUGUUUAGACUAUAUAUUCAAUAUGUCCAUGAAAAUUAUCGCUUUUGCAUGGUGGCACAGCUUGAAGCACAAACCUGUUACUUCACUGUAACUGGAAGAAAAGAGUAUUUUUUUCUACAAUAGUUACACUACAAUACAAUAGUCAGAGCUGAAAAUAUAGUUCUGAACUUUAGUUUUGAGUCUAAAAACUGUUGCUUUUCUUUAAGGUGAUAAUGAUGUCAUGUAUUUGUUUAUGGUAAUUUGGCAGCAUUCUCAGAUUGGAUUUUUUUCCUUUGAGAAUUGCCUGUAUUUCAUAUGUAGUAAGUACUUUAAAAGAAACUCCUCACCUAUUUUACUGUCAAUCCUUAUUUAACAAGAUCUGAGCCAAGCCAUAUUUGAAAAAUACUGCACACACAUAGAAUUCCUUUAAAAUCUUUAUUUUUUCUGCAAUGUGCAUAAAACCAUUAUUCUUCUCUUUUGAGCAAGUCACAGAGUAUAUUCUAGUCUGUUUCACACUCAGUAGACACUUUCAUACUUUGAACUAAAUGCAGUCAGAUGUAACCUAUGUUCCAACAACUAUGUUCCAAUACUGCUUACGCCUUUGGGAUUUGCAUGUGUAUGGCUGAGAGUACUUUUUUAAUGUUCUGAAAGACAUCGCUGUACAAUCCUCUGUAAUAUUACCCACAAAUAUCUGUCCAAUUCAUUUUUGUACACCUUCAAAGAAAGAUGAGUUUAUUUAAAAUGAAAUAAAAGGUAAUCCUUAAUAAAACUGAGGAAAUUCACACAUGAAACAUUAGGUUAAAAUACCUUGAAGGGAUGGAUUAGGCUCAGAGUUUCCUUAUGUUCCUACUGGGAUAGGGAAAUGAGGCUUUCCAAGUUAAUCUCCAGGCAACUUAUCUUCCUUACUGCCACUGUCUAUUUCUCCAAGAGAAAUUUCUGUUCCCCUUCAAACAAGAGAGUGCUUGUAUCAAAAGCCAAAGCAAGCUCUGUUCUUAUGAUAGCUAGUCCAGUCAAUGAGAUGAGAGGGAGUUAACAACAAAAACUCUUUUGGACAGGAAAGGGAAAGUAAAUACAUUUGGACUUACUGUUAAGAAAUAUUGAAAAUGCUAUUUUGCAUUGUACAACUCCACACUGCCACUUGGGGAUUGCUUUGGAGACUAGCUUCCACAGCAUCAACUAAGUCUAGCAGCAGACCUAGCAAGAACCAACAGUGCUGCUAUGUGUCAUCUGCAAUCAGACAAGUUAGCAGACAAAGUUAGUUCAGUCCGUCUUUGCCAUUUCCAUGUUGAUUAUAUGUCUGUGGCCGAGGGAGUAAGGGCAAAGACCACAUCAUGACGGGGUAUGCUCGUCACAGAUCCCUCAGUGACUUUGCUCAAGAAGUUGAAAUCAGAGACAGGAUGUUAGUCAUUUCAGUUGCUGCUAUCUCAGAGAGGCAAGUGCAUGUUUCUGGAACAGUUACACAGAACAAGAUAAGACAAAUGAAGAUGGCUUUUUGUUUCCAUCUGCUAGUAUGCCAUUAAAGCUGGUGUGAUCCAGUAUAACUCUUUUUUUUUUUCUCUCUCUCUGUCUAGUAAAUUGAGUUUUACUGGGAGAAGAUGCUAGAGUUUUGAGUGCAUGUCUUCAGAUGACUAUGGUAUGCAGAAGGAGUCCUAUCAGGCAUCUAUUAAAUAUGCAAAACUACCUUAAAUAUGCAAAACUACCUGUUAGCUAAAAACCCCAGGGCAUUUGCCAAGAUUUUACUUCAGCUGAAAACAAUGUAACUUCAUACUAACAAGGUUAAAAUACAUAGGUCACAGUGAAAGUAAUGCUUCCUAUUUAUUUCUAUGAUAACUGCAACCAAUACAACGAGCACAAUAGCACUACUUCAUAGAACAAAUUCUCUUAGUAUUAUCAAUGUUAUCAAAUUCUCUCAUAAAACCAUGACAGCUACAAAAAACUAAUUUUCAGCAUUAUUACCACCGUUAGCUAUGCAUUUUUGCAGCGAUGAACAAGAGCCUGCACGCUGCACUUGUAAAAAUCUGUAUCAGCAGAGGUGACCCACUGUUUCACAGAUGCUGUGAUGGUGUCAUUGCUAGGAAAUGCUACCCACACAGUCCAUCUUUCAUUGGUCCAAGCAGAUGGAAUUCAGAAGGAGUCAAAUCUGUACUAUACUGUGGGUGUGAUAGGACAGUCCAACCAAGAUUGACAAUAUGCUCCAAAGCAAACUGGCUUGGGGCCUGGCAUUAUACUGUUGCAAGAGGAAGGUUGUCUUCUUCUCUGGUCUGACUCAAAGCUCGAGUCUUCAACUUAGUCAGUGUUGUGAUGCAGUGGUCAGAGUUGAUGGUUUGUCCAGUUUUAGGAAAUCUGGAAGGAUCAUUACUUUCAUAUCCUAAAAGACAGUGCUCAUCACUUUACUCCUUUAGGGCUGCAUCUUGAGAUUUUUCUUUAAUGGGAAAUUCAUAUGUCGUCACUUCAUGUACUGUCAUUUUGACUCCAGCUUAUGGUGGUGAUACCACAUCUCAUGAAUGGUAAUGAUGCGAUUCAAGAAACUGGAUCAGCUUCAUAUUGAUUCAAUAGAUCCUGACAAACUUGCUUAUGUUGUUCUUUCUGUUCCUGUGUGAGAAUUCAAGGGAUCCACCUUGUGUAAACUUUGUGAUAUUCCAGCAUUGCCAGCAUCAUUUCCAACACAAAGUUGCUGAUCUUCAGCUCUGUAUGCAGUUUCCUGUUGUAAACCAACUAUUUGUGGAUAAAGACAUCCUUCAUUUCAUGGUCUGACAGCUGUGCAUGACCAUCCAGAACAUGGCUUGUCUUUAAUGUCACUGUUGCCACUGCUGAA
This is a messenger RNA of Meleagris gallopavo (turkey), 4380 nucleotides long. The record is from RefSeq and is a predicted model, not a curated record. NCBI's taxonomy places the organism in Eukaryota, Metazoa, Chordata, Aves, Galliformes, Phasianidae.